Molecule: messenger RNA, 1681 nt
Organism: Echinops telfairi (small Madagascar hedgehog)
Lineage: Eukaryota; Metazoa; Chordata; Mammalia; Afrosoricida; Tenrecidae
Product: IST1 homolog
Exons: 10
Coding region: 471-1445 (324 amino acids)
Biological process (GO): protein transport
Source: RefSeq, a predicted model, not a curated record
AGAUGGGAGUUCUUACAAACGGGAAUUGGACCCUCAGGGGGACAGGAGCGUGAACAGGGGAAACAAGUAAUAGGGUACCUGAAAACAGGAAAGCCGCUUGAUUUAGUGGAAAGAGGGCUGGUCUAUUCCAUGAAAUGUUCCCUCAACUUUUCGUAGUAAUAUGAAAACCUGACACAUUUACAUGGAAAAAAACAACAAUUACAUGUGUGCUUUGGUUCAACUAUGGAAAAAGAAAGUCACUUUAGUUACUCUAGCUAAACAAAGAGUACUGAGUUGCUUUGGGACAAAGUUGAAAGAGAAAACCCCGGAUUUCCUUGGGAGGAAAGUGUUUUUAGCCACCAGUAUUGUCAUAAUAAAGAGAAAGACUUAAAGAGUCUCCGGAAACUCAGCGGCAGCUCUACCCCGUCCUAUGGAGUAGGCUUCCACCCAGCUCGACGGCAUAGGCAUUCUUGAAGUUGACUUCCAGUGAAAUGAUGUUCAACCCUGGCUUCAAGGCUGAUCGGCUUCGGGUCAACUUGCAACUGGCUUCCACUCGCCUAAAACUCCUGGAAAAAAAGAAAACCGAGCAGACCCAGAAAGCAAGGAAGGAAAUCGCUGACUAUCUGGCUUCUGGGAAGGAUGAACGUGCUCGGGUCCGAGUGGAGCACGUCAUCCGGGAAGACUACCUUGUGGAGGCCAUGGAGAUUUUGCGGCUGUACUGUGACCUGCUGCUUGCCCGGUUUAGCUUGAUGCAGGCCACCAAGGAGCUGGAUUCUGGUCUAGCCGAAUCUGUGUCUACACUAAUCUGGGCUGCUCCUCGACUCCAGUCAGAAGUGCCUGAAUUGAAAACAGUAUCUAAUCAGCUGUGUGCAAAGUAUAGCCAAGAAUAUGGUCAGCUCUGCCGAACCAAUGAGAUUGGAACAGUCAGCUCUCGGCUAAUGUGCAAGUUAAACAUGGACAUGCUACCCCAAGGCCUGGUGGAACAAUACCUGAUAGAGAUUGCUAGGAACUACAGUGUGCCAUAUAAUCCCACAGUUAGGGGUGAAGCUCCAGCACACCUGAUCAGUAUUGGAUUUACUGGGGAUGUGAAGAAGGAUGCUCUAGGCAGAGGAGAUGGUACUAUAGCAAGAAAUGAUGAUCCACUUGGAGCAUCACCAAUAGCUACACUAGGGCCCUUGCCUGCACCAUCCCAAGCCUCCUGUUUCUCAUCCAUUCCUCCUGAGAGAGAGAAUAAUGACUGUAAGAAGAACGAUUUGCUUCCUGCACUGACUCCUAGUCCAGGACUCAACCCUCAAACUCUUCCAAAGUCAGAAUCAAGAAUCAAGAUUGGUUUUGAUAACUUUAUGCUGCCUGAUUUGCCUGAGGUAAAACUUCAAGCAAGCUCAUCCAUUGACCCUUAUGAUUCAGAAGAGGUUGAUUUUGAAGAUCUGAACAGGAGACUUGAAAUGCUAAAGAAAACCACAUAAUCCCUUAGUCCUGGAUUGAGCAUUUGCCUGGGAAUCAGGCCUCCUGAGCAAAAAUGAACAUGGUCACAUUUAUGUGGGUUUCAAGUUUUCUCAUUCACAAUCCCUUCCAUCUUUUAAAUGCUAUGUUGCACAUACACUGUUCUUUUUGCCCCUUAAGCUUCUAUAACUUGUAUAUGUGUAUUUGUGACUUACUGAACACGAUGCACUGUAUUCAAUAAAUUUUAGUUUUUCCUUGA